Molecule: messenger RNA, 1716 nt
Organism: Aspergillus alliaceus
Lineage: Eukaryota; Fungi; Ascomycota; Eurotiomycetes; Eurotiales; Aspergillaceae
Exons: 2
Coding region: 1-1182 (393 amino acids)
Source: RefSeq, a predicted model, not a curated record
AUGAGCAUAACUGACGUUCUUUCGGUGGAUAUAUUUCUCCGGAGCGGACAAAAUAAUACAAAUGAGUCCUACCUCUACUCCCAUUUAACAGGAGAUAAAAUUCAAGGCGUGGCCACGGUCCGUGCUCAUCUGGAUCUACGAAUUGAUGGGAUCGAAAUAGCAUUCAUAGCGUUACAAACUGGGAAGGCCUACCGACAAUUCCAGGAUCUCAAGUACUUAAUUGACGAGUCAUGUCUCCCCCCGGGGAAGCUCUUCAAGGAGCGCAAGAAAUAUGAGUUUGCCUUUGAAUUCGAGGUCCCAGACCAUUUAUCGCCAGAAGCCUGCAACCACAGAAUUACCAGCCCUGCGAUUCGGCAGGCGCAUUUACGCCCUCCUCCAAGCUUUGGAGACGCCUCCGUAGCUGGUCUCGGAGGCAAGUUAAAGGAUGACUAUGCGCCCCCAACAUGCAAAAUUCUAUAUACAAUCCAGGCCGCUCUCUUUCGCAAUAUUCCCGUAAUCGACAAGCGGGAUAUUCUGCUGGUAAAGAAGAUCAAGCUACGAGUCAAACCGGCGAUCGACGAAUUUCCACCUUUAGACUUAUUGAACAGUGUGAAUGACUAUUCCUUAGAAGCGGAUAAUGUCGUUUACGAUAGUCGCUCAAAGGAGAAAUUAGGUCAAUUAAGCGUGGUUCUGCAACCGCCGAAAAGCUUUCGUCUUCCGCUACGAGAUCCGCAUAGUCUGGUCAGUAUCACAGUCACGCUUUUCCUACGCUACAAAAUCACAGGAGACCAGGUUGAGUUGCCUCAGCUCCAGUCCUUUCGAGGACAGCUCGUCGCCACCACCUUCUAUACUACCACAUUUCACGAAGAUGCACCAAUGAAAAAGCAGGAUUUCUUUGGCCGACCAAAAAAUUACUCUGAAUCACAAUUUCCGUCAUUUUCCUACUCAAUUGCCUCCUUGGAUUGGACCCAAGAGGAAGAGGACUGCUAUGUAGCACCACUAAUAGUACCAGUCACCUUGCCGCGUCUGAACUUCAUCCCAUCCUUCCACACCUGCCUUGUUUCCCGUGUUUACUCCCUGGAUCUGCGGCUGGUUGUACCUGGUGCUUCACCAUUUUACCUCAAAGCGCCGGUACAUAUAUAUGCCGAGCGAGAUCCAUCCGCAUUACCAUCGUAUAUUGCGACUGUUGGCUUCGGCUCAUGAAAAUAAUUAACGAUUAUCUAUCCAUAUGAUGGAGCGUAUAUAAUGCUUUCGACGUCCGUCACGAGAUAUUCAACGCUCAUGCUUGGCAGCUACAAAGUGGUCUUGCAAUGCGCAGUCCAUGAUCAUUCAUAUCGAUCAGUUCAACACUGUAUAUAGCUAGUAUCUACUAUUGCUCUACAUAUUUUAAUCAACUUAUGACGGCAUACGACAAAAGUGGCCGAUUGAUACAUGACGUUCAACUGUUUCUUCACACAAUCAUUCUCACCAAUACAGUGCGCUAGCAACCCAGAGAUAGCUACCUUGAAGCUUCAUUCAUACAUGCUAAGAAACAAUUCAUCCAUUAAACUGCGAGGCCCACUCAGUAACGGGUUUGUCAAAAAAAAAAAUACCCCUCUAAGCCCUUCUACCCGCUCAAGUCCAUCGGCAAAAGAAACGCUUAAUCAUAUCAUCAUCAUCGUUAGGUUCAAGCGAAAUUGCCACAAGCCAGUAUAGCCAGAAACUUUCCGACAGGCUCAGAUCAACGCUCCGGAACUC